Amphibalanus amphitrite is the source of this 2728-nucleotide messenger RNA. RefSeq names its product fatty-acid amide hydrolase 1-like. Lineage: Eukaryota; Metazoa; Arthropoda; Thecostraca; Balanomorpha; Balanidae. The coding region runs from base 265 to 2043 and encodes 592 amino acids. The record is from RefSeq and is a predicted model, not a curated record. Gene Ontology annotation, molecular function: amidase activity; fatty acid amide hydrolase activity. The transcript has 12 exons. Gene Ontology annotation, biological process: fatty acid catabolic process.
GAUUGGUACACAGUGCGCCACCGAUCACAUGGCCGAUACGGGUAGCGGGGCCGUCCUCACUGACGCAGGCGGCACAGGCAGCGGGGGCUGCAGGGGCGCGGACGACGGCGCCGCACCAGUCGCAGGCCGGCGCCCGGCCCGAGAAGUCUGCUGUGCUGAGCUGGUACUGUGCUGACAGCGCCCUAUUUUACUGUGUGGUACUGCGCUGUGGUACAGCAGCCGGUCCGUACUGGUUACAGCUCCUGCUGACCGCCACAGCUAAGGAUGGGGACGCGCCAGUGGCUGCUGUCGACCGGCGACCUGGACCGGUGGACGCUGGGAGCGGCCGGGGCCACCGCCGCCUCCGCCGCCGCCCUCCUCUGGUACAUGACCAGGGGCUGCUCGGUGAAGUCCGAGUACUAUGAGCGGGUGCGGCGCCGGCUGGACCUGGAGCGUCACCGGCGGCAGCUGCUGACCCAACAGCUGACUGCCGGCGGUCAGCUGAUGACCGUGCAGCGCCAGCUGAUUGUGGAGCUGCCGCUGGCCCAGCUCAUCGAGCAGCUGCAGAGCGGCAAAAUCACCGCCACAGAGGCGCUGCGGGCCUACCAGGCCAAGGCCAUGGAACUCACGGAGCAGUACAACUGCAUCACCGAGUUUGUGACAACCGCUGAGGAGCGGGUGGCGGCACUGGACGCCCUGCCAGAGUCCAAGCGAGGCCCGCUGCACGGCGUACCCAUCAGCGUCAAGGACUCCAUAGACCUGGAGGGGUUCGACUCGACGCUCGGGCUGGCCAAGUACCUGGACAGGCCGGCCGCCAGUAACGCGCCGCUAGUGCAGACGCUCAUUGACCUGGGCGCAGUGCCGUUCUGCAAGACCAACGUGCCGCAGACUCUGAUGAGUUUCGGCUGCAGUAACCCGGUGUGGGGCGUCACGACCAACAUCCGUGAUCCGGCGCGGGUGCCGGGCGGCUCGUCGGGCGGCGAGGCCGUCCUGGUGGCCGCCGGCGGCUCGCCGCUCGGCCUGGGCUCCGACAUUGGCGGCAGCGCGCGCGUGCCGGCGCUCUUCAGCGGCUGCUGCGGCUUCAAGCCCACCUGCGGACGCGUCAGUUCGGUGGGCGAGACCAGUUUUAUGCCGGCGUGCACUGGAGUGCUGCCGACGCUGGGCUUCCUGGCCCGCGAGCCGUCCGACGUGCGGCGCGUGCUGCGUCUCAUCACCACGCCGCUGCCCGGCGCCGACAUGUACCGACUGGACCCGCUGCUGCCCAGGGUCCUCUGGAACGAAUCGCUGGAGUCUGCGGGCCGUCCGUGGCGCGUGGGCUACCUGUCGGAGCUGCCGUUCUGUCCGGUGACGCCCGGCGUGCGGCGCGUGCUCACCGAGACGGUGUCGGCGCUGGAGGCGGCCGGCAUGGAGCUGGUGCCCUUCCAGCUCGACUGCGGCCCGGCCGAGCUGCAGCUUUUCUUGCAGCAGGCGCUGCCGGACAACGGCGCCUUCCUGGGCAGGGCACUUGAGAACGAGGUCCUGGAUGUGUCCGUGGCCGACCUGGCUAACGGCAUGAAGCUGCCCACCUGGGUGCGGCCUCUCAUCAGCUGGGUCCUCGGCAGCCGGUACCGGUUCGCCAGCAGCCGCCUCAAAGCAUGGACGGCCGACCCGGAGCAGGCGGUGGUGUUGCGCGCCGCCCGGGACCAGUACGUGCAGCGCACCGUCACCAGGUGGCGCGCGGCGCGCCUCGACCUGCUGCUGCUGCCCGGCUUCGCCUGCCCGCCGCCGCCCCGCGACAAGGUGGCAGAGCUGAUAGUGGGCGGCCUGUACACGAUGCUGAUGAACCUGCUGAACUUCCCGGCGGGGAUCCUGACGGUAGACAGGGAGACGGAGGAGGACCAGGCCGCGCUCGAGCACUACCCCACUCCCAGCGUCGAGCUCCAAUGGUUCAAGGACGCGUCCCGCGGCGCGCUGGGCCAGCCUCUCGGCGUCCAGGUGGCCGCCCUGCCCUGGAUGGAGGAACAGCUCCUGGCCGGCAUGUGCGACAUAGAGCGCGCCAUCGAAAAACACUACCGCAAAACGUGAACCCGCCGGCUCGCCACAGUCGACCUGGGCUCACCACGGACAGACCCUGGCACUCUCGCACUGACCAGUACUUGUAGAUAGUAGCCAGAGCCUAGAGACAGGACACCACGUAGAAAAAAGCGUCUUCCGUGCGGCCUGCUGGAGAGAAGCCUUUCCGUUCCGGGGCGCAGGGAACUGGCGAGAAUGAGAGCAGCACAUCACUUUGGUCAGCGUAGUUAGAUUUCAACAGAAGUGGGCUCCUGAGAGUGUUACGCCACGCCUAAGCCAAGUAUUUUUGCUAGGGCGACGUGGUAGUUAACCGUGCAUACCCGUGGCGCUUUGGCCCUGCUAGAAGGCUGUUAGGGUGUUGGGAUUGAAUAUUAUGCGACUGCCACUCGGGGUUGGCCUGGGGAUUUUCGUGUCACAAUAUCAGCUGCUCGAGGGCUGAGCGGUGCAUUCGAGCUAAUCCCAAUGUGACGGCUAUGUGACACUAACGCUUCGGGUGGUUUGAAACGCUUAUUUAAGAUUUAAACCUGGCAAACAGUGCCUUAUUUUCAUGCUUGUGUACCAAUGUUCCGAUGCAUCUGAUGCUUUAUGGUAGUAGUGGGGCAUUUCGUUCUCCAGGGUACUUUAAAAGAACAGGAACUUGAAACAAUGCUUUAGGAAAGCACCUAGUGACCGAAUACAACGGAAACCGACUUCACAA